This is a messenger RNA of Lycium barbarum (goji berry), 327 nucleotides long. RefSeq lists its product as uncharacterized. NCBI's taxonomy places the organism in Eukaryota, Viridiplantae, Streptophyta, Magnoliopsida, Solanales, Solanaceae. The coding region runs from base 1 to 327 and encodes 108 amino acids. The record is from RefSeq and is a predicted model, not a curated record. The transcript is spliced from 2 exons.
AUGGAUGAGUUCCGCUAUCAGGACUAUGAAAGUGCAGCGUUAAAUGACGGAAGGACGAAGCAGUAUCAUGACAAAAAAAUCUUGAAGCGGGAAUUUUACAAGGGUGAUCUUGUCCUGCUAUUUAAUUCUAGAAUGAAGCUGCCACCGGGCAAAUUAAAAUUAAGGUUGUCCGAUCCUUUUGAAGUGGUUAUUGUACCGGCUCCUACACCACCCAGUUCCUCGCACUCUGACGAGGAGGGAUCAUCUGCAUCUGGGUUCAGUGAUGGAAUCGAGGAGGAGGGUUCAGAGGCUGCUUCUGGAGAUGCCUCACCUGCCUCACAGCCAUAA